UAUUUUUGUUCCACAAUGGGUGUGAAUCAGUGUGUGAAAGUAACUCUCUUUUUAAGUCUCUUAGUAUUAUUUUGCUCUUCUUUUUCUUCAUCAGAAGAUGUGAAGCUUAAAGUGAAAGGGGUCACAAACAUUGCUACAACUGAUGAGAAUUUCAUAUGUGCAACAUUGGAUUGGUGGCCAUCUAAUAAAUGUGACUAUAACCAAUGUCCAUGGGGAAAAGCUGGGAUUCUCAACCUGGAUUUGAAUAACACGAUACUCUCAAAUGCAAUCAAAGCAUUCAAUCCUCUGAGGAUUAGAUUAGGAGGUUCACUACAAGAUCAAAUUAUUUACCAAUUUGGGAAGCAAAAGCACUGUCCAACUAUGAGAAAGAAAGAGAACGGCUUGUUUGGAUUCAGUGUUGGAUGCCUUCCCAAGAAGAGAUGGGAUGAAGUGAAUCACUUUUUGAACAAAACCGGUGUCAAAUUUACAUUUGGCUUAAACGCACUCGUUGGCAAGAAAAAUUCCAAGGAAGACCAAUUAAACUGGAAGGGAGAUUGGAAUCCAAACAAUGCCAUAAGCCUCAUGAAGUACACUGUCUCAAAAGGAUACAAUAUAGACUCAUAUGAAUUAGGAAACGAGCUAUGCUCUGAAGGAGUAUCAGCAAGAAUAGAUAGUGUUCAAUAUGCAAAAGAUAUCACAAAACUAAGGCACAUAGUUAACUCAUUAUACCCAAAUGCCACAACAAGACCAAAGGUGAUGGGUCCAGCUGGAUUUUAUGGUAAAGAAUGGUUUGAUAGCUUCUUGCAACAUGUUGGACCUGGUGUCAUUGAUGGAGUUACACAUCACAUUUAUAACCUUGGUGCUGGUGUUGAUAGGGAUCUUAUUAGCAAGGUUCAAGACCCAUAUUUUUUGAGCAAAAUUGCACAAACUUUCAAAGAUGUUUCAACGGCCGUGAAGGAAUUCACACCAUGGGCUGGAGCAUGGGUUGGAGAAUCUGGUGGAGCUUAUAAUAGUGGAGGCAAAGAUGUAUCACAUACUUUGUGGGAAUAA
Arachis ipaensis is the source of this 1029-nucleotide messenger RNA. The record is from RefSeq and is a predicted model, not a curated record. NCBI's taxonomy places the organism in Eukaryota, Viridiplantae, Streptophyta, Magnoliopsida, Fabales, Fabaceae.